CCCAGGAGAAGAAGAAUCAUCAUCAUCAAUCAUCAUCACCAUAAUGUCUUCUGCGGAGUCUGCGAGUCUGGGCCGAGCGCUGUGCAUCAUCACCGGGGCCUCCAGGGGCUUCGGCCGGGAAGUGGCCCGGGAGCUGUCACGGCUGGUGACGCCGGGCUCCGGACUUGUGCUGGCGGCUCGCUCCGGUGAGGACCUCCAUGCUGUGCGAGCAGAGCUGGCCGCCUCAGAGGCGGGCCGAGCCGGGCUCAGGGUGGAGAGCGUAGUGGCUGACGUGGGUCGGACGGAGGGGCUGGAAGUAAUUAUCAGAGCCGCGAAAGACGCGCUUAUCGAGCAGGUGGAUCACGUGAUGCUGGUCAACAACGCAGCCUCUCUGGGUGACGUGUCACGCUUCGCUGUGAGUUUCAGCGACCUCGCCGAGGUGGACUCGUACCUGUCGCUGAACGUGAGCUCCGCCUGGUGCCUCACCGCCCGGGUGCUGCAGGCAUUCCCGCAGCGCCCAGGUCUGAGGCGCACCGUGGUGAACAUCAGCUCACUCUGCGCCAUCAAGCCUUUCCCAUCCUGGGCCCUCUACUGCACUGGGAAGGCUGCCCGGGACAUGAUGUUCCAGGUGCUGGCACUGGAGGAGCCGGACGUCCGGGUGCUCAGCUAUUCACCAGGACCACUGGAUACAGCCAUGCAGGUGGAGGCUCGCUCCAGGUCAGCUGACCCCGGCAUCAGGAAGUUGUUCAGUGACCAGUUCGCCGAAGGCAAGCUGCUGAGCUGUGAGGCGUCCUGCGCCAAGCUGAUGAAGCUGCUUCUGGAGGACAGCUACACCUCCGGUGCUCACGUCGAUGUCUACGACCUGUAGACUCAGAGCAGGUAGCACAGCCCACAGUUUCCUGAUGACAUCACCGUACAUCGGCACAGACCCUAACGUAAGCUCGGGUCGACCCACACACAUUCCAGACUGUAUAAAAAGAUGGCAACAGCAUGACCUCAGCAGAGGGCGCUGAUAUCUCAUGCUGGUUCCCUGUGAUGAUCUCAUCACAUCUUGAUUCCCGUGCUGUGUUGAAGCCGUUUUCAGGUGCCUUACUUGUUAAAGAGCUUUAGGUGGAUCCGUAUGGUGUUCGUGCUGCUUGGUGCAUCUGACAUGUAACUUUAUUUGUGAUGAGGUCACUUUUGUAAACUUGAUACUGGUCAAGUUAGAAAUAAAUCUGAGAGCAGCUGUGUGGUCAGUUUGUGGGGUUUUUUUGUUUGUAAUUUAUGGAAGAAAACAAACAAACUCUUUAUUCAGACAGCAUCACACAAACAGGAAGUGAUCAGAUCCUGAGGUUAACAGCAGAGAUGUAGCCCUGACCCCACUCACCUUCACACUCAACUACAGCAGGUGAGUGCAGGUACUUUUAACACGACCGAGGACAGGAAUGGCUGCAGCUCAGGUGUUCUCCGGCGCGUUCAGCAGUCCUCCACCUCCUCGUUGUCAUUACAGGACGAAAAAGAUGAUGAAUGAGUCGUCUUGAGAUGGUAGCAAAGCUGGGCUUAAGUCUGACUUUAGGGUUUUUAGCUGGGAGCACUUCCUGUCACCCGUUCACAGCUGUGACUGUACUUGGUCUUCCCAGCAGAGUUGUUCCACUUUGAUCGCUAUAUUCUCUGCUCCAAACUAACCUUUGACCUCAGUGUGACUGCAGAGCAUGACUGUCAGCUGACUGAUGUCCUGUGUGCGACCCACACACAGUGUGUGCGUUGGUUGGGUCACACAGGACUCUCUGUAAAGAAACUAAUAAUGGAAAAUUUCAUUUUAAAAUAAAAACAAAAUAAGAAUAAAUAAUUUAAAAAUAAUGAGCCAUGUGGAAGACUUAGCCUGAAACGAUUUAUCGAGUAAUUCAGUUUUACACAGAAACACUGAGAACACCACAGUGGCAGUGGUGAGGACGCUGGCACAGUUUAACGUGGAGGCAAAGUCUGUUUACACACCAAAGAGCAAAGAGGCGGAGCUCAGGCAGAGUGAAAGAAAACAGCAGCUGUUCCUGUGACCACCAUUAAACCCUUUACUGAGAGACAGCUGCAGGAGUCCUUCGUCAAAGCGCCCGACCAACAAACUUUGACACAGUUUGUUUCACACAGAGACAAAUCUGUUCCAGAAGUUUUAUUGAAAUCUGGAGAUGAGCUGUGAACUUAGUCUGAUACAUGUUUAAAUCAUAGAGCCACCAUAUUUUAAAUGGAAGCGAACAAGGGUGAGUCUAAGGGAGGGUGUGGGGUGUACUAGACCAGAUUAAUUUGAAGGCUUUGUAACAUUUUUCAGAUUGAAAGUGGAAAAAAUAUAUAAUAUUGUAUUGUUUUGAAAAACCUAAAAAAUAAAAGCUUUUUUCACAAGACAAUAAAAAUUAAUGUGAGCUAGUAGAACUGUGAGCUACUGACCUGAAGGAUUUUAGGUUAAACACUGAAUUAUUCAUGUCUACACCAUCACAACAGAAACUUGCCUCCUAUUAACAUAAGAAAGCCUUCCAAGAAGAGAAAAGGUACAUUUUAAUGGCCUAGUUAAGGUUGGAUAUAU
Pelmatolapia mariae (spotted tilapia) is the source of this 2533-nucleotide messenger RNA. RefSeq names its product sepiapterin reductase-like. The transcript is spliced from 4 exons. Gene Ontology annotation, biological process: tetrahydrobiopterin biosynthetic process. The record is from RefSeq and is a predicted model, not a curated record. Bases 44 to 847 code for a protein of 267 amino acids. Gene Ontology annotation, molecular function: sepiapterin reductase (NADP+) activity. NCBI's taxonomy places the organism in Eukaryota, Metazoa, Chordata, Actinopteri, Cichliformes, Cichlidae.